Molecule: messenger RNA, 4860 nt
Organism: Sparassis crispa
Lineage: Eukaryota; Fungi; Basidiomycota; Agaricomycetes; Polyporales; Sparassidaceae
Product: Putative DNA helicase
Exons: 17
Coding region: 1-4860 (1619 amino acids)
Biological process (GO): DNA repair
Cellular component (GO): Ino80 complex
Molecular function (GO): histone binding; ATP hydrolysis activity; ATP binding
Source: RefSeq, a predicted model, not a curated record
AUGUCACUCAAACAUAUCCUCAAUGACGAUCCGACACCGCCACUCCAUAUAUCCGCACCUGCAGCUCAGGCUCCUGUGCCCACGUCGGUGAUUGAUCCAGCGCUAAUGAGUCGCUCGCCUUCCUCUACUACCACCAUGUCUCCCAGUCUUCAGCCACAGCCGUUUGUUCAGCCGCGUACGCCGCUUGACCUUGAACAGCCCCCUCCUCCACGUGGAUAUUCGUAUCAGCCUGUGGCAUACCAAGGUGCAGGAGGAGGCAAUUACUACUCCGAACAUGAUGACCAAGCAUCCGUAUCUCCUCCGCCCUUCUCGAAUGGCGGACAAAUGCCGACUACUCGGUUCAAAGAAGGUUACGUCGAGAGCAACGGUAGGAGAAAGAGGAAGCAUAUGGAUGAUGACGAGGAUUACCACCCGCCCGGCCAGAAGCGCCAUUCACGGCGCCACCCUCCGCGUACGCGUCAACAACAUCGUGCGCAGACACCCGCGUCUUCAGAUACACAUGAAGACGCUCCAGUAGCUGAAGAACUUUCUGAGCACAUAGAAGAAGACAUGAAGCUCAGUUCUUCCGACUUAGAAGACUGCGAGGAACUAUGGACAGGAGAACUCGGUAACUAUAUUGUAGAGACGCACAAAAGGCAGAAACAGGUCGACGCAUUCUUUUCUCGCUGGAUCAUUGAGCGAGAUUCUCUUACAGCGUAUCAGAUGUCUCAUUCCUACAGGAACCGCAUCGCUCGUAUACCCCUUCCUCCACCCCCGGCGCCGCCGCCGCCGCCACCACCGCCUGUGCAGCUUGAAGUUGACGAAGUACUACGCCACGUAUCGCCUCCAUUAGACGGCUACGAUACGGUCCAUGGUGACUUUGUGCAUGCUGACGGCUCAUACGGCGCUGGGCCCGAAACUGUAGCUCGAGAAAUGGACGACACUGCUCUUGGAGUCACUGCUAAACGCAGGGGCAAAGGCAAAGGCAAAGAAUCGAAGAAGCGUGUCCCGCCACCGUAUAGCGAUUCUGGCAGUGAAGACAUACCGAUCUCAGCCAAGAUCGGUCCUGCUCACAAGAAACGCAGAGUCGACAAGGUCACUACUGGCAAUGACGUCGCCAGCAUCGCAGACGAGUUUCAACGUUCGAUUAUUCCUGGUGACUCGAUGGUACCAUCGCCUGCACAUAAGUUAGUAGCUUUGGCGAAAGGCAAGGGGAAAGGCAGGCAGCGCGAGCAUAGCGUGGAAAGCGUGGCGACUACACCCAAGCCGCGCAGGAAACCUGGUCCAAGGAAGAAGUAUGAUACAUUGCCCCCUCAGACGCAGGAAUAUUUAGGCAUCGCGUCUGCGUCUGUAUCUGUUGCUGGCGAUACGACGCCCGUUGGAUCAAGACCGGCGUCACCAGCCCUUACGGUGGCAUCCGCUACUCUGUACGAGUUGGAUGAGGCAAUACCUCCGCUGAAGCGCGCGAAAAGGGUAGAUGAAGCUGCUAUGCUGAAACGUGUCAAAAUGCUGGAGGAAGCUCAGAGGAAAGUGUGGACAAAUAUUGCGAGAAAGGACGUGGCGAAGGUGUACAAGUACCAUUCGCAAGGUUUCUUAGCGAGACAGCUUCAGUGCAAGCGCAUCGCGGAUCAAUGCUCCUCGCAAGCUCGCCGACCCCUUGUCCGGACAAUCAAGAGCGGGAAGGAUGUCCAGGUGAAGGGUAAGCGCCUGAUGCGAGAGAUGCUCGUAUUCUGGAAGAAGAACGAGAAAGAGGAGCGCGAUGUCCGGAAACGUGAGCAGAAGGAGGCGAGCGACCGCGCAAAGAUUGAGGAAGAGAAGCGCGAGGCUGCACGGCAGGCUCGGAAGCUGGAGUUCUUGAUUAGCCAGACUGAGCUCUACAGUCAUUUCGUUGGUAACAAGCUCAAGACUGCCGAGUUGGAGGGUGGUGCUGCUCAUAUUCAAGCCUCACACGUCCCAGCUGGUGCACAUCUCGAAGAUGUAGAGGCAGGUGUACUUCAGGAAAUUGACUUCGACGAAGAGGACCCGACCAACAUCCACCAACACGCCAGAGCCAAUGCCCAGGCGGCUAUUGCCCUCGCGAAGCAGCGCGCAGAAGCCUUUGAUACACAGGCUGCGUUGGAACGCAAGACUAACGAGGCGCUGAAACUGGCAAAAGGCCAGGCGCAUAUUCACGGUGAAGAAUCUGUAGAAACUGUAGAUUCGUCCUCAGGGUCGGGUUUGCCGGCCACCCCCCUUGUUGAUCUUGAUUCCGACGAGCUCAACUUCCAGAAUCCAACAUCGCUGAGUGACGAGCUGACGAUCAAACAGCCCAAGAUGCUGAUGGCUACCCUCAAGGAAUACCAACUGAAGGGUCUGAACUGGCUUGCUACUUUGUACGAGCAAGGCAUCAACGGCAUUCUUGCUGAUGAGAUGGGUCUCGGCAAGACCGUCCAAUCAAUAUCAUUAUUGGCUUACCUUGCUGAGACGCAUGAUAUCUGGGGUCCUUUCUUGGUUGUGUCGCCGGCAUCGACCUUGCACAAUUGGCAACAAGAGAUCACUCGUUUUGUUCCCGGUUUGAAGGCACUACCCUAUUGGGGUAAUGUGAAAGACAGGACAACUCUUCGGAAGUGCUGGAACAAAAAGGAGAUAAGCUACGACCAGGAUGCUCCGUUUCAUGUCCUUAUUACGAGUUAUCAGCUGGUUUUGCAAGAUCAACAAUACUUCUCGCGUGUCAAAUGGCAGUACAUGAUUCUCGAUGAAGCACAGAAUAUCAAGAAUUCGUCAAGUAAUCGCUGGAAGACACUUCUUGGGUUCCAAUGUCGGAAUCGCCUCCUACUCACUGGAACUCCCAUUCAGAAUUCGAUGCAAGAGUUAUGGGCGUUGCUGCACUUCAUUAUGCCAAGCUUGUUCGACUCGCACGACGAGUUCAACGAGUGGUUUUCCAAGGACAUCGAGAAUGCCGCAGAGAACAAGGGUAGCAAACUAAAUGAGCACCAGCUUCGGCGGUUGCACAUGAUCUUGAAACCAUUUAUGCUACGUCGUGUGAAGCGCCAUGUGCAGAAUGAGCUUCCAGAGAAGAUCGAGAUUGACGUUUACGUGGACCUGAGUGCUCGUCAAAGAGCUUUGUACAAGGGAGUGCUUGCCAAGGUUUCGGUGGCUGACCUGCUACAGAAGGCGGCCAGCAUCGGAAAAAAUGCUGAAUCAACCCGGUCACUUAUGAACCUAGUGAUGCAGUUCCGAAAGAUUUGCAAUCACCCGGAGCUCCUUGGACGUGCGGAUGUGGUUGCGCCAUUCUCCUUUGCAAAGUUUGGCCAAUCGGGACCUCUCAUCCGCGAGGGAGAUACCGUACAAUUACCUUACUCGACCCGCAAUCCGAUCGAGUUUAUCAUACCGACGCUCUUCUACAAUGAUGGUGGAAUCGUAGAUGUACCCAGAGAACAUGCAGAGAAGGACACUGCAAGGUUGGCCACGCUUAUGAACAUAUGGUCCACGGACAGAAUACAGCACUCGUUAUAUGAAGGAAAGCAUUCCGGCUUUUCGUUCCUGAGAUUCCUGGAUAUGUCUCCGAGUGAAACACAUGCGAUACACAUGGCACGCCUGAUUCAGAGACAGCUCUCAGCGUCGUACGCAGAAGCUCACCGGCUUGAAGAUGAGCCCUAUAGCUUGGAUCCAGUGUUUGUUGCGAGCCUGGCGUCGGGUCGUUACAAAAUGUCUACUGGCAUUCCUCUGGGUGCGCUGGAACUAACCGGUGAAUUGCCGGAUGUUCGUCACAUUUCUACGUCGGCCUGGCAGUCAUCUUGUCUGUCGCGAAGAGACUUCAAGUUGUUCGUACCACCUGUCGUUGCACCCCCAAUAUCUGUCUAUUGCGCCAAUCGUGCAUUCAUAGAGCAUCAGGCAAACCUGUUAGACUCUCCUUUGGAGUCGCUGGCCCUCUAUGGCAUACCUCCACAUAUGUGGGAGUCGCAGGACGCGUGCUCCGAGUAUCAAAGACGAGUGCUCGGCGUGCCGGUGUCCGGACUCUUUGGGGCAUCCUCUCCCGAUCAGCUUCCUUUAUCGUCGAUGCAGAUUCCAGAGGCGAAGCGGCUGAUCUUCGACUCCGGAAAACUUGCCUAUCUCGACACCUUACUGCAGGAACUCAAGGCAGGAGACCACCGGGCGUUGAUGUACUUCCAGAUGACCCGCAUGAUGGACCUGAUGGAGGAGUACCUCAUCUAUCGCCAGUAUAAGUACCUGCGUUUGGAUGGACAUUCGAAGCUGGACGACAGACGUGACAUGGUCAUGGAAUGGCAGACGAGACCCGACAUCUUCAUAUUCAUCCUCAGUACUCGGGCAGGAGGGCUAGGUAUCAAUCUCACUGCAGCUGAUACUGUCAUCUUCUAUGACCAUGACUGGAACCCGUCCAACGACGCGCAGGCAAUGGAUCGUGCACAUCGUUUAGGUCAAACACGACAAGUCACUGUCUAUCGGUUGAUCACGAAGGGCACAAUUGAUGAACGCAUCGUGCAACUGGCCAGGGUCAAGAAAGAUGUCCAAGAUAUCGUCGUUGGCAACAAGACCUUCACGGACGUCACCAAGCCCAGCGAAAUCGUGCAACUGCUGUUGAACGAAGACCAGUUGGUCAAUUUGGACAAGGACGUUGCCACAAAGAGUACAGAAGGGAUCCCGACCGGUGCAGUUGCAGGCACGGAGGGAGCCGUUGAAGACCUAUGGGACGAGGAUGGGGAUGAGUUCUUUGGGCCAUCGCAAGGCGGUGUGAAUGCAGAGAUGCUUGAAGAGGAACCUGCGCCCGCUCCUGCCCCAACGCGCGGCAGGAAGCGCAAAGACCCAAAUGCGCCGCGCAAGAAGCCAGGUCCUAAAGCGAAGAAAAAGGCCCCGGUUGCAGAUGAGGAUGCGCAGUCAUAG